AUGUCCUCUCGGUCCUCGAAGACGUCAUCCUCCUCCUCGGGCUCCAAGAAGGACAAGUCCAAGUCCAAGCCCAAGACCAAAUCGGACGACUGGGCUGACAUUACGGAGCCCGAGGAGAGGCGGCGCAUCCAGAACCGCAUUGCCCAGCGCAAGUUCAGGGAGAAGGUGCGCGACCAGAAAGACCGGUCCCAGCGCGACGCACAGAACGAAAGGUACGCCGGAAGCAGCUACCAUACCCCGGGACCCGAGGACUUUGCACUGGACGAGGGCGACCAGUCGGGCCUUCCAUGGGGCGGCUUUAACAUGGGGUACAUUGUCACCAAGGGUCAUGCGGCCAGCCAGGACAGCAGCCGCCAGGACUCAGACCCCCGACCCAAGGACAACCCCUACCUGAGCCCCUACGGGCCCGGCUACAACCAAGUGUCUAGCUUUGACGGCAGAGACACGAGCAGCGGGGACGGAUACUCGCAGUACUACUACGACUACGAGUUUGACCAGACCGGCGGAGCUGGCGACGGCUCUCAUCAAAUGUGA
This is a messenger RNA of Lasiosphaeria miniovina, 534 nucleotides long. RefSeq lists its product as uncharacterized. Gene Ontology annotation, molecular function: DNA-binding transcription factor activity. The coding region runs from base 1 to 534 and encodes 177 amino acids. The transcript is spliced from 2 exons. The record is from RefSeq and is a predicted model, not a curated record. Gene Ontology annotation, biological process: regulation of DNA-templated transcription. Lineage: Eukaryota; Fungi; Ascomycota; Sordariomycetes; Sordariales; Lasiosphaeriaceae.